AUGUCACAAACAACAGAUACUAAUAGUAAUGUCAAUGUUACACAGACAUCAACACCAUCAUCAACAUCAUCAACCUCAACAGACCCAAAUAACAAUAAUAAUGCGACAACAGAUGCACCAAAGAAAUUACCGAUCAAUAUGAUCUUGCUUGGAAUGGCUGGUAGUGGCAAGACAACACUAUUGCAAAGACUUAGAGCACAUGUACACGAACAUAAGAUACCAGCUUAUAUUAUAAAUUGUGACCCAGCAGUUGCAAAGCUACCAUAUACACCAAAUAUUGAUAUUAGAGAUACAGUGAACUAUAAGCAAGUGAUGAAACAAUAUGGACUUGGACCAAAUGGUGGAAUCGUAACAUCACUCAAUCUAUUCUCGACUCGUUUCGAUAAAGUACUAGAGUUGGUCGAGAAGCGUGCACCGACUCUAGAUUACAUCAUAAUGGAUACACCGGGUCAGAUCGAGGUGUUUACCUGGUCGGCCAGUGGUGGUAUCAUCACCGAGCUCAUGGCCUCGUCCUUCCCGACAGUCCUGGUCUACGUGGUGGACACGCCCCGCACGAUCGACCCCACGACAUUCAUGUCCAACAUGCUAUACGCUUGCUCAAUCAUGUACAAGACCAAGCUGCCAAUGGUUGUCGCGUUCAACAAGAUCGAUGUGGCCAAUCAUCGCUUCGCGCAGGAAUGGAUGAAUGACUUUGAGUCGUUCCAGGACGCGCUCACAUCCGACCCCUCGUACAUGAGCAAUCUGACGCGAUCGAUGAGUCUUGUACUGGAGGAGUUCUACUCAACGUUACAGAGUGUUGGUGUGUCUGCCGUGGAUGGCUCGGGAAUCGACGAGUUCUUUGACAAGAUCAAACUGGCUGCACAAGACUACUUCACCUAUUACAAGGCCGACCUUGACCGAUCAAAGGAGGAGCGUUCCAAAGAGGAGCAACUCAAGGCCACACAAGAGUGGGACAAGCUGAAGCGUGACCUAGAGGAUUCCAAAGGUGUCAAGGUUGUUUAUGAUCAUAAGAAGGAAGAGAACAUUAGAAAGUUCAAGGCGAUGGGAAUUGAUGAUGACGAGGAUUAUGUCGAAGACGAAGACGAAGACGACGGAGAUGAUUACGACUAUGAUGAACUCAAGUACUGA
This is a messenger RNA of Acytostelium subglobosum LB1, 1128 nucleotides long. RefSeq lists its product as hypothetical. The record is from RefSeq and is a predicted model, not a curated record. Bases 1 to 1128 code for a protein of 375 amino acids. Gene Ontology annotation, molecular function: GTPase activity. The transcript is spliced from 3 exons. Lineage: Eukaryota; Evosea; Eumycetozoa; Acytosteliales; Acytosteliaceae.